AUGAAUCCACGAACGAACUUUCAGCCAUCUCAGACCUUCGAGGCCUACAUAUUCUACCAAUUAGGCUUUCCCAGCAGCGCGUCUGGCUGGAAAAUAGCGGAGAGAUGUCAACAAUUCAUGCCACAGAACGAAUUGUCUACGAUUGUCUUCAGUCGAGCAAGUAUUGUGUCUGCAACCCGCCAGUACGUCGCUCUGGACAAUAUAUUGCAGCAGCAAAUCAACCGAUUGCUCGCUGAAAAGCGAUACCGGGUGCCUGCCAUGGAAUGGUCAUGUGCGGCCGCCCAUUUUGAGAACACUGGCUUUACCCGAGACUGUUUGAGUGUCAUCAUAUUUGGGAGGAGAAUUGAGGAGAAAAUCAAUCCAAGAACUCUAAUGGGAGAUUACGUGGACUUGGAUACCUGUCCCAAGCUCGCAGGUGGCUUUGUUCCAGAUAGCGAUACAGAGGCAUGA
Messenger RNA from Penicillium longicatenatum, 450 nucleotides. RefSeq lists its product as uncharacterized. The coding region runs from base 1 to 450 and encodes 149 amino acids. NCBI's taxonomy places the organism in Eukaryota, Fungi, Ascomycota, Eurotiomycetes, Eurotiales, Aspergillaceae. The transcript has a single exon. The record is from RefSeq and is a predicted model, not a curated record.